UUAGAACCGUGAAUCAAGCUUUUGGCUGAGAACUAGCCAGCAGCCCUGUAUUUGUGCUGUGGUGUAUGUCCUGAGAGGGACUUAAUUGGCCUGGUGGGUGGCACCCUGCCCGUACUGUUCACAUAUUGCAGCCUGUGACACAGCAUUUCCCAUGUCCUCUGUGAUCGGCAGCCCCUUCACCUUGCUUUCCAAGAUCAAAUACACAGAUAAAUAUUAGCAUUUAUAGACUGACAACCUGAGAUAAAUGUUACCGAGCAUAGGUGACUGUGUAAGUUAGGCUUAUUCAGAAAGAGUAGGCAUAGUAUCAGAAAAUCAUUUAACAGAAUUUAGCAGGAGAAACACUCUUCUUCCCAUUUAUGAAUUUUUUAGUAAUUUUUACUGGGGAGGGGGUGGCCUAGACACCAUCUUCUCUUCUCAGGAGGAUUUAGAAUGCUGAGAGAGGAAGGAAUUGGACUGUUUCCUUUGGAAUUCUGCCUCCCCACCACCACCCCCCCAGGGAAAAUGUCCCAAAAAGCUCCUGAUGACCAGGCACUUCUUUAUACUGACAGCUGUCUGUGAAAUGUUAAUGGAUUUCCUGGCAAAUAAAACAGGGCAGGACCCUCCUUUAAGCAUUACUUUGCUAAAGCUUUCCCCAACUUCAAUUCAGAAGACUCUUGGAGAAAUUUUAUAAAGGAAUUGUUCAUAAGAAAUUUGCUUAUUGGUGACCACGUGGGCCAUGUGGGUCACUGACUCCCCCUCCCCUAGGUACAGGGCCCAGAGAUAAGGCAAGUCAUGUCUUGCUGGGGAGGGUGUGUACCAACAAGAAACAGGAAGCUGUGUUUCAACCGACUGGCCUGGCUGCUUUGCCUGGAGCUUUCUAACCCAGAGUCAGGUGUGCUGAGGUCCUUCCGCAGAGGACACUGCCUUUCUGAGCUGGCAACACUCGCCUAGCACAAGUAUCCUUAAUUGCUGUGCAGAGAAAACUAUGACCGCACUACAGCUUAAGGAGCUUUCACAGUCGGGCCUCUACCGGAGAAGGCGAGAGCGUCCUGAUAGUCUGAGAGUCAAUGGGCUCCCAGAGGAAGAGCUGAGCAACAUGGCCAAUGCUUUGGCCAGUGCCACGUGUGAACGCUGCAAGGGGGGCUUUGACCCUGCUGAGAAGAUCGUGAACAGUAAUGGUGAGCUGUACCAUGAACAGUGCUUCGUGUGUGCUCAGUGCUUCCAGCAGUUCCCAGAAGGACUCUUUUAUGAGUUUGAAGGAAGAAAGUACUGUGAGCAUGAUUUCCAGAUGCUCUUUGCUCCCUGCUGCCACCAGUGUGGUGAAUUCAUCAUUGGCAGGGUUAUCAAAGCCAUGAACAACAGCUGGCAUCCUGAGUGCUUCCGAUGUGACCUCUGCCAGGAAGUGCUGGCAGACAUAGGGUUUGUCAAGAAUGCUGGCAGACACCUGUGUCGCCCAUGUCAUAAUCGUGAAAAGGCCAGAGGCCUUGGAAAAUACAUCUGCCAGAAAUGCCAUGCCAUCAUUGAUGAACAGCCUUUGAUUUUCAAGAACGACCCUUACCACCCAGACCACUUCAACUGUGCCAACUGCGGGAAGGAGCUAACUGCUGAUGCUCGGGAGCUGAAAGGGGAGCUAUACUGUCUGCCAUGUCAUGAUAAGAUGGGGGUCCCUAUCUGUGGCGCCUGCCGGAGGCCCAUUGAAGGGCGAGUAGUGAAUGCCAUGGGCAAGCAAUGGCAUGUGGAGCAUUUUGUUUGUGCCAAAUGUGAAAAACCAUUUCUUGGACAUCGCCAUUAUGAGAGGAAGGGCUUGGCCUAUUGUGAGACUCACUAUAAUCAGCUAUUUGGUGAUGUUUGUUUCCAUUGCAACCGUGUCAUAGAAGGUGACGUGGUCUCUGCCCUCAACAAGGCCUGGUGUGUGAGCUGCUUUGCCUGUUCCACUUGCAAUACCAAACUAACACUCAAGAAUAAAUUUGUGGAGUUUGACAUGAAACCAGUCUGUAAGAAGUGCUACGAGAAAUUUCCUUUGGAGCUGAAGAAAAGACUUAAGAAACUAUCUGAGACCUUAGGAAGGAAAUAACUUUUGGUGUCUUUUUUCUCUUUCUUCUAACCAAUAUUACUUAACCUGAUCCACCCUCAUCUACUUUUGCUUAAAACUGUAUCAAAGCAUUAGAGAGAAUGGUUUUCUUCAUUUCUCUUUUCUCAUUUAAAAUGAAAGAACAUGUUUAUUUCCAUGUAAAACACAGAUGAAAUCAGGACUUUCAUUUCUUUAGCCAUAUUAGUAGUAGGCAUUAAUAGUAUAUAGCCAAAAAGCAAAACAAACAAAAAAAGUUGAAGGGUAGUUUUAAUUAAGCCCUCCAAAAUAUAAAUUUAACUCUUCAGAAUUAAACACCCUGCUCUAUGGACCAACAGAAGCACUUGCUGCCAAACCUAGUGGACUCCUUGAGAAAGUAUCUGUGGCCAUGUCCCUGUGGGUCAUGUGGAGCGAGAACUCACUCCCACAGUUGUCCUCUAAGCUCCACAGACAGCUGUGGUGCAUAUGCGCUGACACACAUAAUUCAUAAACAUAAUAAACAACCACUGUUCCAAAGAGUCAGCUCUUACAUGACUCCCAUUUUAAAGGACUCUAAGCUUUGCUUUCCUUUAUAGCAUAAGAAAAUAAUUUCCUAUUCAUAUGCUGGGAGAGGAGAUAAGUAAACUACCAAAACAGCUCCUAUGUAUAAUCAUGUGUUUAUCCAGUUAGCACUGUAAAAGGAACAUACAUAUUAUAAGAAGCAAAAAAUUUUCAGAGUAUUUUGAUUUUUUUAAUUAAAUCACUAUGCUUAAUCUUCUAUUUUGUUCUCCUUAUAAAUUUUUCCUUCAUAAAUUACUUAACAUACUUGUAGCUACUAAUGAGUCUUUUACAUUUUUUGAGCAAAACAAAACAAAUUGUCAGGAAAAUAUUGCAUACAUUGUGAUACUGAUGAAAUGAAGCAUUUUAAAAAUAUAUUACACAAUUGUGCUUCUAAACUUAAUGUAAAAUACAUAGUAUUCAAGUGGGUCAUGAAAUGCACUAUUAUGCAGCUUGAAAUGUAUCGAUUUCCAAAGUGAAUGUGAGCCAGGGGCAGUGGCACUAGGCGUGGACCCCAGCACUCUGGAGGCAGAGGCAGGCCAACCAGGGCUGCGUAGUAAAACCUUGUUUCAGAAAGAAUGACUGUAUCUCAUAUUACCUUUGUGCUAAUAUCUACAUAAUCUAACUUGCCUUAGAAAACUGCACCUUAUAAUCAGGAAUUCUAGAUAUUUCUUAUAAUACCAAAUUAAGUAUUUUGACUGAGAUUCAUAAAUUUAGAAUCAUUUGCCACUGAUAAAAACUUUAAAAAUUCUUUUCUCAGGAAGCCAAUGAAAGUUAACUUCUAUCCUAUUAUUAGAACU
Molecule: messenger RNA, 3384 nt
Organism: Rattus rattus (black rat)
Lineage: Eukaryota; Metazoa; Chordata; Mammalia; Rodentia; Muridae
Gene: Lims1
Product: LIM zinc finger domain containing 1
Exons: 10
Coding region: 965-2053 (362 amino acids)
Biological process (GO): positive regulation of substrate adhesion-dependent cell spreading; cell-cell adhesion; positive regulation of integrin-mediated signaling pathway
Cellular component (GO): focal adhesion; cytoplasm; cell-cell junction
Source: RefSeq, a predicted model, not a curated record